GCAGUCUCGCUCGCUCACUCACUGACUAACCUAUUACCCAGCACCUGUUCAAAUGUGGUGGAUUUUGUGCACACUACUUUUGAAAUGUAUAUUGUCUGUCAGCUUACGGUUUUCCCUAAUCUCUCGUCUUUUCUCUCACCCUCUCUUCUCUUGUCUUUCCAUCCUCUUCUCUCAUCGCCAUGCUUUAGCCGCAGGGGAUGGUUGAGCCCAGCGUCUGCCAUGCUGUGGUGGUUAUCUUCCUGGAAUUCUUCUCCUGGGGGCUGCCCACCACGCCCAUGCUUACGGUCUUACAUGAAACAUUCCCUCAACACACAUUCCUGAUGAAUGGGCUUGUUCACGGUGUCAAGGGUCUGCUGUUGUUCCUGAGUGCUCCUCUGAUUGGAGCAUUGUCAGACGUACGGGGGAGGAAGUCAUUUCUACUGCUAACAGUCUUCUUCACCUGCGCCCCCAUUCCUCUCGUGAAGAUCAGCCCGUGGUGGUACUUUGCAGCCAUAUCCAUGUCCGGUGUGUUUGCAGUCACAUUCUCUGUGAUCUUUGCGUAUGUGGCAGACAUCACAGCAGAACACGAGAGGAGCACAGCCUAUGGUUUGGUGUCGGCCACGUUUGCAGCUAGCCUAGUGACCAGCCCUGCAAUCGGAGCGUACCUGUCUGUGACGUAUGCGGACACCUUGGUAGUGAUCCUGGCUACUGCCAUCGCCCUGCUAGACAUCUGUUUCAUCCUGGUAGCUGUCCCUGAGUCACUGCCUGAGAAGAUGAGACCGGCCUCCUGGGGGGCACCCAUAUCCUGGGAGCAGGCUGACCCCUUUGCUGUGAGUAGGCUGACCCCUUCGCUGCGUGGUCCAGGGGAUGAUAACAGGUAUCCAUGGUCUGUGUAACAGUCUGGGCCCAGCAUUCUAUGGCUUCAUCUUCUAUCUGUUCCACAUGGAGCUGACUGAUCUGGACGCAGUAGACGGCCCUGGGAAAGAACCCAAAACCCAAAAUGGCCAACCCCACAGACGAGGUGAGACCAGUGACGACAGGACACAUACACACUCACUCAGACAACUCCACGGACAAUGUGAGACCAGGAAGAACAGGACUAAGAUAGAUAGUCUUUUGAGAGAGACACACACACACAAGUUGAGCUGUACUGGGCUGGCCUGGUUAUCUAUCCACCAUAGAAUGGAUGAAAGGACAAUGUAAAAAGAAAAUGUCUGAGCCAGUGCAGUACAGAUCAGGUUGGCCCUAUAGUGUGAAUGAGCGAGUCCUGAGAAGCAGUAACAGGAAGAGGAUAAAGGAGGAUGUGAUGUACAGACCUUGACUUGUACUGCCAGAGAGCCACUAGGGCUCUGGUCAAAAGAAGUGCACAAUAUAGGGAAUAUGGUGCCAUUUGCGAUUUAACCGAUUCUAU
This is a messenger RNA of Salvelinus sp. IW2-2015, 1390 nucleotides long. The record is from RefSeq and is a predicted model, not a curated record. NCBI's taxonomy places the organism in Eukaryota, Metazoa, Chordata, Actinopteri, Salmoniformes, Salmonidae.